This is a messenger RNA of Periophthalmus magnuspinnatus, 1263 nucleotides long. RefSeq names its product C-X-C chemokine receptor type 1-like. NCBI's taxonomy places the organism in Eukaryota, Metazoa, Chordata, Actinopteri, Gobiiformes, Gobiidae. Gene Ontology annotation, molecular function: G protein-coupled receptor activity. Gene Ontology annotation, biological process: immune response; G protein-coupled receptor signaling pathway. Gene Ontology annotation, cellular component: membrane. Bases 1 to 1167 code for a protein of 388 amino acids. The transcript is spliced from 5 exons. The record is from RefSeq and is a predicted model, not a curated record.
AUGGCAGGGGUCGAACAUAAGGUGGCAAUGUUCGCAGACGAUGUACUAGUUUACAUGGAGGAUCCUGAGAAGUCAUUUAAUGAGCUGAUGAUUAUGUUGAAAGAAUUUGGGAAUUUAUCUGGUUACAGGCUUAAUAUUGCCAAAACACAGGUGAUGGCCAUAAACUUCACUGCUUCAGUGCUGCUCCUGCACCUGGCCCUGGCUGAUCUGGUUAUAGUCCUGGUCUUGCCGGGUUUGGUGGUGAUGGAUUUGGGGGCAUGGUCAGAUGGGGGGGCAGGGUGUAAGGUGCUGAGGGGUGGGUACAGCGUGAGCCUUUACAGCGCCGCCCUGCUGCUAGCGGCGGUGAGUGCAGACCGUUACGCAGCAGUCGUGCACGCUCGCAGACGGCUCCGUGUACGCUCGCAGAUGCCUCGCCUUCUCCUCUGCGCCUUCGUGUGGUUUUUUGCAAUACUGCUCAGUCUGCCCAACUUCAUCUUCUACGAGCGCUACCUGCCCCAGCACCACAUGUGGAUGGGGCAUCAGGACCUGGAGUCAGGGGGUGGGUUUAACCUCACUAUGGUUCUGACUCUGGACAUAAACCAGGAUGAGGACACUGACUAUAACAUGACCGGGGAUCAGCCCACUCCUUCCUCCCUCCGUGACUCCUCCUCUUAUGAUCCCGCCCCUCUGGUGUGCGCCCUGCGCUUUCCUAACAGCGAAAUGGCACGCUUGGUAAAAAUUAUGUUGCCGGUGAUGCAGAUAGCGGUGGGGUUUGUGAUUCCGCUCCUCGUUAUGUGCUUUUGUUAUGGCUCCAUUGUGGUGACGCUUCUGAGGGGGCGGCACCUGAGUGGCAAGGGGCGGGGCUUCAGGAGAGAGCGCGCCGUCCGCCUGGUUCUGUUGGUGGCGCUGGUGUUCGUCUUAUGCCACGCCCCCUUUAACGUCGUGCUGCUGUGGCACACACUGCUGCAGUUCCAAACCAGAGACUGUGAGUUUGUGGACCGCCUGGAGAUGGCCCUGGCGCUCACCCAGACCAUGGCUCUUCUUCACUGUGUGCUGAACCCACUGCUGUACGGCUUUAACAGCGCCCCAUUCAGGACACGCUUCUACAGUGUCCUGCACAAACUCCGCCCACAGAGACGUCUGUCCUCCACCAGCCAUUCUGAGCGCAGCACGCACUACACGCUCUGACCAGUCACACAGCACCAGCAGAGAAUCUCCAUCACCUCCGCCCCCUACACCCUCUGACAUCAUCACGUCACUUCCUGCUCCCUCUGAUAUGAUGAC